Messenger RNA from Monomorium pharaonis (pharaoh ant), 2210 nucleotides. RefSeq lists its product as uncharacterized. The transcript has 2 exons. Lineage: Eukaryota; Metazoa; Arthropoda; Insecta; Hymenoptera; Formicidae. The record is from RefSeq and is a predicted model, not a curated record. The coding region runs from base 820 to 2175 and encodes 451 amino acids.
GUUGUCGGGGGUGGGCGAAAGAAAGGGGAAGGGAGCGAUAGGGGUGGACGGCGAAGAGGUGCACGGUGCGCGCGCGCUUGGCAGCGCGACACGGAGAGAUCCGCGCGAGAGAGAGGGCGCUCUCCCCCGAAGUUUUGCGACGAGUCUCUCCAAGAGGGAUCCUCGGGUACGUCCGUGUAGUACAGGAGCUAGCCGAUAACGAGCUAGCGCGCAGUGCCCGGUGUCGGCGCGGAUCGCGCUUCCGCGGUGUUUCUUCUUUCCUCUUUUUCUUCGUACGUCGUGUCGACACGCGCGCGCGCGCGCUCGGUCGCGCGAGCGAGCGAGCGAACGAGCGAGCGAGCGAAGAGUGGAACCACCGCCGAAGGAUCACUGUGACACCAAUGUCGUUGUGCCGAGUUUGAGUCGCCGUGUGUUCAUCCACCGUCGUCGCGAUCCCGACGCGGUUCGAGUGAGUGCGCCUUCUCCGUAUCUCCCAUUAGUGACGUUCGGAUCGGGUUGGUUGAUCGGUUAUCGCAGUGACCUACGGGAUGCGUCCAUGAGAUCACGGGUGCGGCGAUUUCUGAACAGAUUGCCGCUGUUGUCCGCGUCACCAGUGUCGCUGUUGCCGUCGUCGUCGUCGUCGUCGCCGCCGUCGUCGUCGUCGUCGUCGUCGUUAUCGUCGUGGUGGUGCGUAUUGUCGUGCCACCACCGAUCGUGAUCAUCGGCGACGACAGGCAGCAGCAAAGGGUGCAAGGAGAAGGAGGACGAGGAGAAGAAAGAGAAGGAGGAAGAGGACGAGAAGGAGGAGGAGGGUACGUAGCCGGGCGUUCAGGAUGCAGCAUGAACCUCGGUGCCCCGCAUUGGGAGUUUGCGAGCCUCGGCAGGGGGACUACGACGACGACGACGAAGAAGGUGCUGUUCAGGUGCUUUCGCAUCAGGUCGUCCUCGAUACACGCAACGUCGUCGCGCGCGUCGAGAGCUGCCACCGCCGCCGGCGUCGUCGCGCUUACUCGGAGGUGGCGCACAACACCUGGCACAGCGGGGACAGCAACAGCAACAACAACAGCAGCAGCAGCAACAGCAUCAGCAUCAGGGAGAGAAGGCACCAACAGGCCGACGAGAGACACGAGGUGGUGGUGCAAGAGGUGCAGGUGGCGCGGCAGAAGGAAGAAACGGAAGCGGAGGUGGUGGAUUCCUACGAACGCAUCGCGUUGCUGUUGUUGCUGUCGCCGUCGUCGAGAGAACUCCUCACCUGUAUCGUCGUCGUCGUCGCCGCAACCACCGCAGCAGCUGCGACUGUCGCAGUCGCCGCCGUCUCGGUCGGCCGUGGUACGCUGGUCCAGGGGAACUUCUAAGGGCCCCGCCAACCCGGACCGCUCAGGCAGGCACCUGGGCGACUGGUCCGGGAUACGUACGAGCGGGGCUGACAUCAUCGAACAGCGGGGAUAUCCCGGUGAGUGGUCGCUCGGCGACCGAGCGACGGCGCGGAUUAUCGUGGCGCGAGUUUGCCCGUCACCCUCGACGAGGCGACGAGGGACGCGAACGAGAAAAGAAACGGAAACGAAAAGGGAACGUUGCGAUCGAGAGCGGAGAUACGUCAAGGCUCGAUCACCCGUCCAGAAAGGCGUUGACGUGUACAGUUGCAGCACAGUGGAGGAGAGGGAGGGUGACAAAAAUCUGGCGCGAGUUAUCGAGUGGCGGAAGAAUAUCUCCGAUAUAUCUCCGUGGGAACGUUUGGAAGCGGAACCGUUUCAACGGCCACCUUGCGCAGCGUUGCUGGCGCCGUGCCUCGACGGACGUACCGGAAAUAACGGUAGUAAGGUCACAGGUCGCAUCGUGGACGGCAUUCCGGGUGCACGAGGAAUCGAGUGUCGGGGAACAGAGCGCGUGCCGAGAGGCGGGCCUCAGAUUUCGUGGCAGCGAUGCGGGGCCUCCUGCAGCAGCCCGGCUGCAUUACUACGGAUCAUCUACAGCACGAGUCCACCGACGCGAGUCAUCUUUUUUGUCAUCGGCCGACGUGCGCGAUACCGAGGGGGAGAAGGGAGCAGUGGCAGCGAAAAGAUCGGUCGGUUGUUCUCGUGGUGGAGAGCGAGGCACGUCGUCACGGCGUUGUGCGGCCACGUACGUGCGCGGCGACAGUCGGGAACGUCGACGAGGAGGAGCGCGACGACGACGGCAGGACGUCGGGGACGUUAGCGUCCCCGAUUAUCCCGUCGCGCCCAUGCGGCUCG